UCUUCCCACCCACCACCAACUAAACCUGUUAUAUCCUGUCAAAAAACUAAACCUAUUAUAUCUCUCUAUCUAUAAUUUGCUUAAUAUUAACAACAGAUUAUAACCUUACCCAUUAAAAAAAAACCAUCCAAACAAGCUAGAACAAUGAAUACCUCGGAAGCAUUUAAAUCAAGGAGUAUGAAGAGUAUGAUUGGUGAUCAUUUGCUCCGAAACGGGUUGUCGAGAUUAACAUAUGAUCAUACAAGAAAGACAUCUUCUAUCAAAUUAUUACCUAGACCUUCUUCAGGUCAAGUUGAUGGAACUUUGGUCACUUCCAAACAACGUAAUGUGGAGUCACUUUUUACCACUAUAAACAAGCUUGUGAAAGGUAAACUAAGCUUCAUAGGUGGAGUUAACAAGAUGUUCAGACGAAUCUUUAGCGUAAGAGAAGGAGAGAAGUUGUUAAGAGCUUCUCAUUGUUGCUUGUCCACCACCACAGGCCCAAUACCAGGCCGCCUCUUCAUCUCCACCGAGAAAAUCGCCUUCUGCAGCGACAGGCCGAUUGUGAAAGUAUCCUCCUCUACUGUAGAACCUCUUAGGUUUCAUUACAAGAUUGUGAUCCCGCUAAGAAAGAUCGAAAGAUUGAAUCAAAGUGAGAGCUUGAAAAAGCCAUCUCAAAAGUACCUUCAAACUGUGACGACAGACGAUUUUGAGUUCUGGUUUAUGGGAUUCAAAUCUUACAAUAAAACUUUUAAAUGCCUACAACAAGCCGUUCUCCCAAAGCUUAAUUUACUAACCUCGAGUUAAAUAGGAUAAUUUAGGUCGGCAAAAUAAAAGGAGUAUUCAUUAUUUUGUUUCAUACAUAUAAUUUAAGUUAAUUAAUUAAGGUAUUUAAUACUUAAUUAGAUGCUAUAGUGUGUGGAUAGACCUCUUUAAAUUUUAGUAUUCUAGGUUGGGAAAGAGUAUAUAUAUAUAUAGUAUAAUAAUUUCUCCUCCGAGAUUAAGGUAGCUGAUGAUGAGCUUGUCUAAUUAGUCUAUCCUUCAUAGAUUUCCUAGUCAUUAAACUAAUGGAUUACUUGGUAGCUCAGAUUUGUAAUAUGAAGUAUGAACUAUCAGAAAUAAAAUCGUAUUGUUUAUUUAGUGUAA
Molecule: messenger RNA, 1125 nt
Organism: Beta vulgaris subsp. vulgaris (sugar beet)
Lineage: Eukaryota; Viridiplantae; Streptophyta; Magnoliopsida; Caryophyllales; Amaranthaceae
Product: GEM-like protein 4
Exons: 3
Coding region: 145-786 (213 amino acids)
Source: RefSeq, a predicted model, not a curated record